Loxodonta africana (African savanna elephant) is the source of this 1526-nucleotide messenger RNA. It is a transcript of the gene LSM3, whose product is annotated as LSM3 homolog, U6 small nuclear RNA and mRNA degradation associated. Bases 105 to 413 code for a protein of 102 amino acids. Gene Ontology annotation, cellular component: P-body; catalytic step 2 spliceosome; U6 snRNP. The transcript is spliced from 4 exons. Gene Ontology annotation, biological process: P-body assembly; mRNA splicing, via spliceosome. Gene Ontology annotation, molecular function: RNA binding. NCBI's taxonomy places the organism in Eukaryota, Metazoa, Chordata, Mammalia, Proboscidea, Elephantidae. The record is from RefSeq and is a predicted model, not a curated record.
AAUACUGAUCAGUCCACUUCCGGUGCUUUGCGUCCUCCCGUUCACGGGCGCCGGAUGCUAGGCAUGUUCUCGCGAGAGGAGGGAAAGGGCGCAGGGUUUGAAACAUGGCGGACGACGUCGACCAGCAACAAACUACCAACACAGUAGAGGAGCCCCUGGAUCUCAUCAGGCUCAGCCUGGAUGAGCGCAUUUAUGUGAAAAUGCGAAACGACCGAGAGCUUCGAGGAAGGUUACAUGCUUAUGAUCAACAUUUAAAUAUGAUAUUGGGAGAUGUGGAAGAAACUGUGACUACUAUAGAAAUUGAUGAAGAAACAUACGAAGAGAUAUAUAAAUCCACGAAACGGAAUAUUCCGAUGCUCUUUGUUCGGGGAGAUGGUGUUGUGCUAGUUGCGCCUCCGUUGAGAGUUGGCUGAAACAAAGAAUUUAUCCUGUGUGGGAAAGAGGAGACUUCGUACCACUGCCUCUUUAAUGUAGAAUAUAUUCAAAAGAGAAGCCUGCGUAAAUUUUUGAUAUUCAGCAAUGACCAAGGAUUCUUCCACUCCUGAAAUGAGUUGAUUUGCAGAUAACUGGCAAGCUCUUAAGCUAAAUAGCAUCUUUAUUUUUCCCCAACCCUUCCCGUAAGUGUAAAGAUGGAAAUGCAGAACUCUUUUUGCAGAUAAUUUUGGAUUUUUUUUUCCCUUAAAUUAAAUCUGAUUUUUUCUUUUUCGGUUUUUUAAAAAUGCAGUCUCUUGUGAAUUAUUUAAAGUAAGCACGUUCACUCAGUACCCAUUUACUGUGUUUGAUGCUCCAGGUUGAGUGCUGGGAACUGUAGUUCUGUCAGUAUGCUUCCUGCCUUCAAGAAUCCUGGGAAGGGAGUUGUUCAAGCCAACAGUUACAGGACAGUGAGAUCGGUGAUGCUGGAGUGAUGCACAGAAGGAGCCAUAAAAGCACAGAUAGGAGCACCUGGAGCAGGUCAGGGUGGGCUGACACACAGGCAGGUGUGCUAGUGGUAAUAUGUCACUGUGAACAUUAACACUUGUGGAAGGAGACAAAGGGCAAUUUCUGUUUCUUCUGUCUGGCGUGGUUCUUUGCUAAGGUCAGGCUUCAGUGCUUAUAUACCUGUGUGGUUCAGCUUGGUCGCAUCAGCCGAUGCUGCACUUACUUUAUGACUCAAACCGUUUUUCCAUUCUUACUGGUAGUUGACCAGGAUCACUGACCAUGAGUGAGAAGGGGUCAAAACAGUGCAUCUCAAUGGCACCAUGAAACACAGUGACUAAAGCCAAGCUGUUUUUGUUUCUAGCUGCAGUCAGCCAGCAGUUAACGGCCAAAAAGUAAAGGGGAAAGUAUAUGUGUGUGUUUUAAUCCCUAAAACUUUAUUAAGAUAGGACUUAGAACCUGAUGCCCUCCAUGAAGUAGGGUGUGCCCUUUUGAAAUGUAGAACAUCUGAUUUGUGGAUGACUUGUCUGUAAAUAUGCUGAAUGUGUGUUUGAUCAAGCAUGAUAUGCACAAUAUUUUAAGCCAUGUGUAGAAAAGAAGCUUUCGGUAGA